UCUUCUGGUACCGACAGGUCUCUGAUUUCUGGGAUCACUGGAUGGAAAUGUCUGGUACAAUCAAACCUGUGACGUCUUUCCUCAUCGAGGACAUCCUGUCCAGUAAGGACUGCAAGAGAGUGGAUGGCAAAUGCAGCACACUAAGGAGGGAAAAAUGUUCCGACUGGAGAGAGGAGUCUGAAAAGUUGUCAACACACCUUUAUCCUGAAGAAUCCGCCUUUGGAAUGCACACAGAGUCUCCGGACUCAUCCCAUCCCAGCUCCUCAGAAUCCAGCUUCUCCUCCGCAGGAAAACAGAAGCGCUCCAGAGCGGCCUUCACCCACCUUCAAGUGCUUGAACUGGAGAAAAAAUUCAGCCACCAGAAAUACCUAUCAGCCCCAGAGAGGGCUCACCUGGCCAGCACCUUAAGACUGACCGAGACCCAGGUCAAGAUCUGGUUUCAGAACAGGCGGUACAAGACGAAGCGAAAGCAGCAGAGUGCAGAGCUGUGCAAGGAUGCAUACAAAGCAGACGGACUGGGCUUGAGAGAGGAUUUGGUCAGAGCAUCUCUAUUAACCUCCUUCUGCAAAGCCUACCAGUACAGACCCUACCUGUGGGACUAUAGUGGAGCCUGGGGGCCAAUGUUGUGGUAGAAAAGUCACAACAGAUGACAAUUAACCAAUGCUGAGGGACUUGAAGUUUCUUCUCUUUAAAGUAAUACACUUUGUACUGCCUGGAUGCUUCUCUUUUCAGAUAGUAAUGUUCUCCAGAGAAUCAAGCUGUGUGUUGCAUGGAUGGUGACCUGAAUCAAACUGUUUGGCAU
Poeciliopsis prolifica (blackstripe livebearer) is the source of this 802-nucleotide messenger RNA. RefSeq names its product NK3 homeobox 1 (gene nkx3-1). The transcript has 2 exons. NCBI's taxonomy places the organism in Eukaryota, Metazoa, Chordata, Actinopteri, Cyprinodontiformes, Poeciliidae. Gene Ontology annotation, molecular function: DNA-binding transcription factor activity, RNA polymerase II-specific; RNA polymerase II cis-regulatory region sequence-specific DNA binding. Gene Ontology annotation, cellular component: nucleus. The coding region runs from base 42 to 632 and encodes 196 amino acids. Gene Ontology annotation, biological process: cell differentiation; regulation of transcription by RNA polymerase II. The record is from RefSeq and is a predicted model, not a curated record.